AUGGCAAAUGAGGAUUCAGUUGCGCGUGCACUACAGCCGUACCUUGCCGCGCCUCACGCCCGGGUGAAGACUUUCAAGCCAGCGUUCGAAUUCACACUCCGGCGCGCAGCGGCUUCGCAUCGUGGUGCUCACGAUAGUAUUCCUUUCUCUCAGCAUGAUCUCAUACGCGUAGCGGAGCUUGAUGUAUUUUUUAAGAGCCUACUUGUGGAAGAAGAUGCUAGCGAUGCCAAACAUUCUGAUAACCUUGCAGUACAAGAUGAACUCGAAGCUGCGAGAGAGGCAGUUGAGCAAGGAAACUUGACAGUGCCAUUCUUUCUCGGUAAAUUGGCAGUAUAUUGGCUAGCGUCACAGGGAGCUCGUUCGCAGCGUCGUGUGAGGCGCAAGGAAUUGCGCAAGUUUGUUUGGCCUCGCGUCGAAACUGAAAUCCAAGAUGUGCGAGGGCACGAUGCCAAUCCUGCAGUGGGCAUUCAGGACUCAUCAAGUGGCGAGAAGAAGGCUACGGCACGCGGGAGGGGAUUCCUUAGAGGUAUAGGCAUAUUCCGAAGUAAGUCGCGAGCAUCGUGA
Messenger RNA from Aureococcus anophagefferens, 564 nucleotides. RefSeq names its product expressed protein. The record is from RefSeq and is a predicted model, not a curated record. Lineage: Eukaryota; Pelagophyceae; Pelagomonadales; Pelagomonadaceae. Bases 1 to 564 code for a protein of 187 amino acids. The transcript has a single exon.